Messenger RNA from Seminavis robusta, 549 nucleotides. The record is from the annotation of a GenBank genome assembly. Lineage: Eukaryota; Bacillariophyta; Bacillariophyceae; Naviculales; Naviculaceae.
AUGAUGAACAAUGGGAUUAUAAAGGAGCUAGUAUCCUCCCCCUCAUUCGACGGGAGUAACUCCAGCGGUGCUACCAGCAGCACUGGUAGCAGCUUGAGCACCUUCAAUGCUGACCCCAAGAAAGGCAAGCGUGUCGGCGGCCAAGGGUUGUUGCUGAAGUUCCCUUUUUUUGCUUGUUUUGUUACGGCCGUGGCUGUUCUCCUGUUGGUUCACAGCGCCAAUCGUCAGGGUUUCAAGCGUGACUUUGGAGUGACUUCUAAAAAGAUUGUGGAUGCCUUCUUCUACGAGAGCCACCAAAAGGCAUAUGCCGUCCACGAUGCCAGCGUCACUGCAUCCAUGAUCGCGAUGCAGAAACCAACCAAGUGGAAAAGGAAGAACCCCGGAGAGUUGACUCGCAAAGGAGAGAUGGCUCCUAACGACGAGGCACUCUCCAUUUUUCAAGACCGAACCAAUGACAUGCAGCUGCUGGGACAAAUCGACGCCAUGAUGUGGUAUCCUGCUGCAGCUGAAACCCAUCAUGUUUCAAUGACCUGCGAGACGGAACGUGCC